AACUUACCACGAGCACGGGCCCACGAAUUUCGUGUUUGAGUCGCGUAAUCGUUAUUAUGCGCGUGAAAUAUUGCCAUAGAUGCGUGUGAAAAUUCAGCUGUGUUAUCACUUAUCACCCGACAUUGGAUUGAUAACACGGUGGUUUGUUUCGGAGGCCGGUUCUUGGUGUCUUCUCGUUGCUGUUGAUCGCCGAGGGCCGACGGCGUCCGUUUAGUGCUGUAGAUCGUUAAAUCUUAAAUUAUUAAUUAAAUAGUCAAUAGUCAAUUGACAUUUGAGUAUUGGCGAAAGUGCCCGAAUUAUAUUAUUUUAAUUAAUUUCCAUCACCUUUGUUUGUUGUAAACUGUACCUUACUACCUAGAUACCUAGUUGUAUAACAGCUUGAUAUUUACUGUUACUGGUGUAAUGACACGAUAAUUAUUAUCGAUGGAAAACUCUGACCAGGAGACUUCGGCCACGGUUACUUUAGCAACACCGGCACUGUCGACCCCUACAGAUGUGAACGUGAAUGGUCGCCACACAACAAAGAAAAAGUUGUACAAGCAGCAUUUUUUGGCUCUCUGGGAACGAUGCGAAAUCAUACAGCAGGACAACGAACGUCUAGUUCACAGGAUACAUCAAGUAGCCAGACAGUUGAGACGGGUCCGAUUGGAGCGAAAGUUUAUUAUGGAUCGAUUGGACACGCACAAAGACAACUGGAGAGAAGCCGAAUUGAAAAUAGAUUUAGGAACUGAUCUGCCUUUACCUGAACCAGUUAAUUUAAAAAAUCAGGGAGCUGUUGAAACACCUAACGGAAAAAAAAAUUUUAACAUAAAAUCUACAGAAAAAAAAGAUCCUAAUUUGCCAAAAAGACCUGCAAAUCCAUUUUUUAGGUUUUGUCAAGAACAAAGGCCAAUUGUACUUGAUAAAAUCAUUGCGGCAGGUGAAGGGGAACCGACAAAACAAGAUCUUACAAAACGACUAGCCAUUACUUGGAAUACUAUGGAACAUGAUGAGAAAAAAUUUAGCUGUUAGUAGUUUAUAACCAAGGCUUAGAAGUACAAACAUUGACACGGUACUCAUCGACAGCAAGUACAAAAGUCCUCAACUGUACACCAAGUGGGAGAAUAUCGAAGUUAAUAUUGAUAAGAUUGGCUAAUGUUUCGCUGAUUUAAAUCUCAUACCGCUCAAAUGUUUUUCAUUUAAUUCUCGAUAUCUCCCAAAACUGGCCACAAAACCUGUGGCAGCAUCAAAUGGCUCCUUGGCGUCAACAUAUUUCAUUAUUUGCACAUUUUUUCUGGAAAAUCUUAUUACAAUCAAUGUAAAAUAUAAAUUUAUUUUGUAAUAACAAUAAUAAUAUCAACUUGAAUUCUAAAUUGUUGUGUCAUAUUUACAUUGUGUUGUUUUGUAUAAUUUUUUUGUUAUUUUGUUGUGUAUUUUGUUACAUUCCGUAUAAGCUAUACAAUUUUAAAAAUAAAAUAUGGGAUUAUUUUUUAAAUUAUUUCCAUGUAAAUAUCUAUAACAAUAAUUGUAACC
Myzus persicae (green peach aphid) is the source of this 1512-nucleotide messenger RNA. RefSeq names its product non-histone protein 10. Lineage: Eukaryota; Metazoa; Arthropoda; Insecta; Hemiptera; Aphididae. Gene Ontology annotation, molecular function: transcription cis-regulatory region binding. The transcript has 5 exons. Bases 424 to 1011 code for a protein of 195 amino acids. Gene Ontology annotation, biological process: apoptotic signaling pathway; positive regulation of apoptotic process; apoptotic process. Gene Ontology annotation, cellular component: Ino80 complex. The record is from RefSeq and is a predicted model, not a curated record.